GCGGGUCAAAGUGGACCGGAAGCCUGAUGCCUUCCUUUCCUGUUAGCGGUGCAGGCUGAACAGCAUCAAAAUGGGCAAGUUCAUGAAGCCUGGGAAGGUGGUGAUGGUCCUGGCUGGACGCUACGCCGGACGCAAAGCUGUGAUCGUGAAGAACAUCGACGACGGCACCACCGACCGGCCCUACAGCCACGCCCUGGUCGCUGGCAUCGACCGCUACCCCCGGAAGGUCACCACGACCAUGGGCAAGAAGAAGAUCGCCAAGAGGUCCAAGAUCAAGGCCUUCGUCAAGGUGUUCAACUACAACCACCUCAUGCCCACCAGAUACUCUGUGGACAUUCCUCUGGACAAAACUGUGGUCAACAAGGACGUCUUCAGAGACCCGGCGCUCAAACGCAAAGCCAGGCGGGAGGCCAAGAUCAAGUUCGAGGAGAGGUACAAGACGGGCAAAAACAAGUGGUUCUUCCAGAAGCUCCGAUUCUAAGUUCACUUUGGUUUCACUAAUAAACAAAGAAAAACUCCA
Messenger RNA from Salarias fasciatus (jewelled blenny), 520 nucleotides. It is a transcript of the gene rpl27, whose product is annotated as ribosomal protein L27. NCBI's taxonomy places the organism in Eukaryota, Metazoa, Chordata, Actinopteri, Blenniiformes, Blenniidae. Gene Ontology annotation, biological process: translation. Gene Ontology annotation, cellular component: ribosome. Gene Ontology annotation, molecular function: structural constituent of ribosome. Bases 71 to 481 code for a protein of 136 amino acids. The transcript has 5 exons. The record is from RefSeq and is a predicted model, not a curated record.